Medioppia subpectinata is the source of this 1059-nucleotide messenger RNA. NCBI's taxonomy places the organism in Eukaryota, Metazoa, Arthropoda, Arachnida, Sarcoptiformes, Oppiidae. The record is from the annotation of a GenBank genome assembly.
AUGAAAACACUAUCGUUGCUGAAGAAUAACGAAGAGUUCGGGUCACUAAAGAUAAAACCGCUGUUUAAUCAAAAACUGGAUCUCAAUCCACACCACGAAUGGCUGUCAAAAGAGUUGAUCCAAUGGUCGAAAGGGUUCGCCGAUCAUAACCAACAGGCAAUGGAAAUGUGCGCUAAGUUUAUGUGUUAUAUGUAUAGCGGGUGUCAACAGAAGGACAGGUUGUUAGCGAUGUCUAAAUACGGGUGUUUUAGUAAUACUAUCGAUGAGUAUAUGGAAACGGCUCGUAAGGAACGGUCGGCACCUCUUAUGGUAGAACUUAUUGAAAAACUGUUGACCACAUUAUUGACUGGACGUUCAGAUCCGGAGUUUUUAUUGGGCCGCCGAUUGUUAGACUCUUUGGAAGCGUUGGAUGUGUUUAUGACUAGAGAUCAGAUGAUAAAAAUGAGGAACAAUGUGAAGGAAUCGUUUGAAUCAUUUGUGAAAAUACAUUGCGAUUAUUGGCUUCAGAAUCGGUUCAUACCAUACGAUGAGUACUACAAACUCAGAAGCAAAGAAUCGAUUUGGCCUGUGUUUCACUUAAUGGCGGAGAUUAGUGUGGACUACACUCCACCGGAACCGGUGCUCCGGUAUAUACCAGUAAAUAAAUUGCUCACUUCGGCCGUACGACUAUCUCUGGCAGUGAACGACUACUUGAUGUUUGUGUCAAAGAUGGCCUCAAAUGACAUCACUUCAGGUGUGAUGUCCUACGCCUGGAUCGAGAAAUGCACGGUUCAGACGGCACUCGACUUCCAGUAUCAGCUCAUUAAGGACUUACAGACAGAGUGUGAGUCUCUGUCCAUCACUAUAGCCAACAAAUCGGAUCCCGAGUUUGAGACGCCGGCACUUCUGGCGUAUGUGAAUGCAGUGAUGGAUAUAUCGCAUGGUUUUUAUUCAUGUGUUGCCGAGAUAUUCAAGUGGGAAGAAAGGGAUGGACUGAUUGUGUGCCAAAAGUGGGAUCAACUGAGACAACAACUCUUGGAUCCCAAAAGCGUUUUGUCUAACAAUUGCUAUGAUAUUUAA